GUGUGUGUAAAGAGGUGAAUUUCUUUUAACAUAUGUGCAGUGACAUUAUUAAAAACUGUACUGAUGUGUAUAUCAUUCUUAUUAGUAGAACGUUACUACUCUCAGGUAUAGAUUAGAAUAAUAUGGCAUAUCAACCAGUUCACUGUUUUCAAUGCGUUAUGUUGGUCGGCGUGUUCAUUUAAUGGAGGUGUGGUGUCAUGUGAUUUGAACGGAUAAGAAUGUGUAAAGGCUGCAAAUCUUAGUUAUAAAAUGGAAGACUGUGAAAUACUUUGUUUAGAAACAGGAACAACAGAUGAUGUUAUUGAUGUACUAAAGAAGUUUAUUGACAAGCACAAUCAGUCGUUCAUAUUCGAAGAUUUAAACCAAAAUGGAAGACGUCAGAAGCUGUGGAGUUCUCUUUUUCAUCACUUGGAUAAUUCAGCAGAAGUUUCAUGUUGCAAAUAUUGCCUAUCCUGCAUACGGUUAAUAAGCCGAGAUAAGACUGGACUGAAUGAACUGAUAUGUAAUAAGUGGCUUGAGACUUUAUUGCAUCAUGCAGGGCUGGUUCCACAGAAAGAAGCUUCCAGCUCGAUAAAUGAGUCGCCUGUUAAUUAUGAAGUGAUGUUAGAGGCAUUGAAAUGUCUGUGUAACAUUAUCUUCCAUAGCCCAUAUGCUAAAGCACUGAGUUCCAAGAAUAAUUCAUUAGAGGGUGUUCUUAUGCUACUCCGAACUUACAAGGAUCCAGAGCUCCCUUAUGAAAUUAAGUUCUACAAUGUGAAGGUCUUGUUUCUGAUCACUGCGUUUCAUGAAAAGGUUGCGCCUGAUUUAAAUAGAGAACUGCUGGUGUGUCUUACUGAUAUAUUGGAUCUCAUUUUAAAAGAAGUGGAACGAGAAGAACAUGAUGACAAGGGAGAAGCUACAUCUUCUGUUAUAAAAAUUACAUUAUAUGACAAUCAGGUGGAAUUAGCUUGUGGGGUGCUGCAGACUUUGUUCAAUCUGACUAUGAACUCCGCGAAACAACAUGCAUUUGAUGAUGAAAUGGCUGAGUUUCUUCGCCUUGCUUCCAUUCUUCAUGAUUUCCUGCUUUGUGCAACACAGCCGUGUGAAAAACAAUAUGAACUUCACAGAAAUGUAGUCAAUCUUCUGAUGAAUCUACCAGAAAAUUGCUAUGAGAAGCUAAUGACCCCUGUUCAGAGAAGUCUGCAUGAUACUGAUAAAGGCCCUGAGUAUGAUGGCAAGAACAUGAAAGCAGUUGCUGUACUUUUGGACUUUCUUAGCUAUAAAUUGGACUCGGCAGAACAGGAUGUGAGUUCACAAUAUGAACUUGUUUGUCCCAUAAUGUUUGUCAUGGUGAAUUGUGUAAAUUGCCACCGUUCAAUGCGUAAGUUCCUGCGUCAGCGUGUACUUCCUCCUCUGACAGAAGUCCAUUCUCGGCCUGAAGAGGGAACUACCCUCCGUAAUAAGCUGUGUCGGCUACUCACUUCGUGUGUUAUGCAAGUUCGUGAUUUAGCUGAUCAGUUCCUCUUCAUCCUUUGCAAAGAAAAUGUGAUGCGUAUGGUGAAGUAUACAGGAUAUGGAAAUGCAGCAGGGUUUUUGGCGAGGAGCGGUGCUAUGCUUGGUGAAAGCAACAACUUGUCUUCCACCUCAGGGGCACAGUAUUCAUCUGACAGUGAAGAUAGUGACACAGAGGAAUACAAAAAGUUCAAAUCCCAGAUCAACAUUAUGACGGGAUGUUGCGAGAAACCUCAUCCUGAUCCCAUGGAAUCCAUGUCAGAGGAGCAGAAAGAAUUUGAAGCAUUAGAGCUAGUUAAAAAGCUGGAUAAACUAACCAGAGAUGGCAUCAUGCAGCCCUGCCGAAUUGGAGAAGAUGGCCGUCCAGAGCCAGUGGGUCAUGUCUUGGAACUUAUUGAAAAUUUAUCUCAACUGCAGAUCAAGCCAUCAGAAGAUGAUUGAUUGAUUUUGUUUCUCCUGUUUGAUCACACUAUAAUUCAUAACUGAUAUCACACAUUCGUUUAAUUUACAAAAUUUGUAUGAAAUAUUUGGACUUUGUCUUGAAAUUAUGUAUUCACAAGAUACAUAGGUUUAGCAUCCAAAAAUGUUUUCCUUCACUAAGGAAAUCCAAAUUAUGGUUCCUUUUCUUAAAGCCUCACUUCUCUGUGCCUUUUUUCAGUUACUUGCCACUUUUACAAUAUUGUAACUGUUUGUAUAGUGAAAUGAUGGCAAAUUGAGGAGAAAUGGCCCUGAAAUAUUGGAUAAAAAUGUUGGAUUUGAGGUUUUCACGGCAGAGAGUCUGAACAUUGCUGUCUUCUGGGUUGUUGCACCAUGUGGUCUGGUAGAUGUUUACCGAUGUAUGAUGAAGGCAGCAAGGACCUCUAAAAUAUCAGUAAACAUCUACCAGACUACACAGCGCAACAACCCAGAAGACAGCAAUCUUUAUGCUAUAGUCAGUUUUGUUGUAUUCAAAAUUAAUCAAAUAAAAGAUGAUGUAAGGUUCCACAUGCCUGGAUAAGUGAACUGAAAAUUAAAAGAAUUCCAGCAUUGAUAUAGUAAUUAUGUUCUCUAAAAAGGUGCUUUAGUAAUAAAAGUUUCUGCGUAUCCUUACAAAUUUUAACUGGGUUUCUGAAAAUUAACCCAAUGAGGCAAAGUGAAUCCAAGCUGAUUCUGUCAAGAGACCAUCUCAUAAUCACCUUUCUUUCACCAGUGAUACCACAGUCUGAUUUAAAUAAAGGUGUUUAAAUGUGAAAGGGUUAUUCAUUAUAAUAUUAAAAUAUUGUUUAUAAGAUUGAUGGGAUAUCCAUAGCUGCCCAGUUAUUUAUUUAUAUGUUUGAUUAUUGUAUAGUAUGUAAACAUACUACAUGUCAUGUUUGUAAACAAAUACAGAAUGUAUCAAAGGUUAGCUGUAAGUAUGAAAGCAUGUAUUGGUUUUUAAACUCUCCACCCCUGCAGAGAAGGGAUAGGAUAUUUCUUACAGCCAUUUGUACUUUAAUGUGAUUUUCACCCUUUUCUGUUCUUACAAAUCAAUCUAUGGAAACAGAUUAUUUAAGGAUUGCAUUUGAUGGCUUUAUUAUGGCAUUCAAUUCAUUGUGCAUGGGUGUGAAUAAUAUAACAAAAUUAGUUUUUGAUGUAUUUUAAAGUUAAAAUUGGGAACAAUUAAUGUAUACACUUACUCAACA
Molecule: messenger RNA, 3152 nt
Organism: Zootermopsis nevadensis
Lineage: Eukaryota; Metazoa; Arthropoda; Insecta; Blattodea; Termopsidae
Gene: ric8a
Product: ric8 guanine nucleotide exchange factor A
Biological process (GO): G protein-coupled receptor signaling pathway
Cellular component (GO): cytoplasm
Molecular function (GO): guanyl-nucleotide exchange factor activity; G-protein alpha-subunit binding
Source: RefSeq, a predicted model, not a curated record